Messenger RNA from Encephalitozoon hellem ATCC 50504, 282 nucleotides. Its product is annotated as cytochrome B5. The record is from RefSeq and is a predicted model, not a curated record. Gene Ontology annotation, molecular function: heme binding. The coding region runs from base 1 to 282 and encodes 93 amino acids. The transcript has a single exon. NCBI's taxonomy places the organism in Eukaryota, Fungi, Microsporidia, Unikaryonidae.
AUGAAUCUGAUAAGAUGGUCUAGGGAAAAACGCAGAGCCCCAUCCUUUAGGACAUUUACUGUGGAAGAGGUGUCGAGGCAUGACAAGGUGGAUGACUGCUGGAUCAUAAUGGAUGGCGUGGUGUACGAUGUUACCGACUUCCUUCGCCUACAUCCCGGCGGCAUAGAUGUCAUAAUGAAGCAUGCUGGAAGGGACUGCACUGAUGCAUUCAACAAGGCACAUCCCCACGUAAAUAAGGAAUUGCUACUUGGUAGUGUUAUUGGGACGGUGGUGAAGGAAUGA